AUGAGCAAAAGCGGUUUGGACAGGCCCAUCAGGCAUAUGGAAGCACCAAAGUUAUCGGAGUACAACUUCAAUGUCGAUGUUGCUGCCAUCGUAUCUGCAAUCAUACGCAUCAAAGACACCAAGUGGGCUCGACCUCUACAGUCUGAUCCAGCACAAAGAGAACCCAACCGAAUAUUCCGAGUUCUAAACGGAUUCAAUAUGGCAUGUAAGACCACUAAAAGGGAGAUAACACUACCAGUGAACACUGCCAGAAUAAUUCAGGAAGCAAAGUUCUACGUGAUCGAAGGAUAUAUGCGAUACAACGCUCUGUUCGAGAGGCCGUGGAUUCACAGCAUGAUGGCAGUGCCCUCGACACUGCACCAGAUGUUAAAAUUCCCAACACCGGGGGGGAUUAAAACAAUUUACGGAGAACAACCGGCUGCAAAUGAGAUAUUCGCGAUUGAUGAGUGGUUCCGAUAUCCGCACUUUCUACACCAAAGGAUCCAAGUUCGAUCGCCAAGGGAGGUACCAACUAGCAAUCACCGAUCCCGACCCCGACCCCGACCAAAUCGGAGAAGCAGGGGACAAAUGAGGAUGACCACUAUGGAGUUCCCAGAUCCUUCAUAG
Molecule: messenger RNA, 606 nt
Organism: Nicotiana tabacum (common tobacco)
Lineage: Eukaryota; Viridiplantae; Streptophyta; Magnoliopsida; Solanales; Solanaceae
Source: RefSeq, a predicted model, not a curated record